Molecule: messenger RNA, 5509 nt
Organism: Dalotia coriaria
Lineage: Eukaryota; Metazoa; Arthropoda; Insecta; Coleoptera; Staphylinidae
Product: sperm flagellar protein 2-like
Exons: 1
Coding region: 59-5449 (1796 amino acids)
Source: RefSeq, a predicted model, not a curated record
CAUAAAAAUCACGUUUGCUUAUUUUAAGAUUUUGUUUUUGCUCUAAUAAUGACAUAAAAUGAGUGAAAUUAUUCGACUUUGGUUGCAAAACCUUUUGGGGCUUCUUUUUGAAGAUCAAUUAUGGCACGAAGACCGUGGUGGAGGCGUUCUUGCUACUCUUCUCAAUUCCUACACUCUUCUAACAGACGAACAGAUGAAAAUCAUAUUAUCAAAACAGGGUGAGCUUUACUGGCCUACAUUGGAAGUGAUGCGUUUGGUUAUCACCGGACUAGGAAUCAAUUUAGACAAAGAAGAAUAUCAAAAUGUGUUGGAUGCAAAAGGCACCUCAGUCAACAAAUUGUUUUACGAGUUGUAUAUGAUCCUUCAAGGCAGAGAUUCAACAGAUAUUAUCUUAUCAAGAAAACUUAAGGAUCCUGUCAAAUUAUCCAGAUUUUCUGUUUCUUCUCAUGAUGAAGUCAAUGAAAUCUCCGAAGAUAUUGAAGUAACUCGAUUUGACAACCCGCUGGCAGCAACAUUCACCAAUAAUCAAGCUGUUAUUGUCUAUCAUAUUGAUAAAUAUCUAGAACUCAUGGAAAAAUGCAAGAAAAAUCGUGAGGAUUACCUCAGAUACUUUGAAAACAAAGAUUCUGCUUCCCCUGUGCGAAAAAUGGACCUUUUACGGUCCAAAAAUGAAUUAUCUACAAAUAUUGACAAAGAUAUUGAUAUUGCAGAGUUACCUUUAGAUGCAGAAAGUUUAAAUCAGUCUAUGAGUGAAUUAAUGCAUGAAAAAACACGUGCGGUUAACUUAGGUUGUAUUAAACCAGAUGAAAAAAUCUCCAAGAAUAUCAUAACCUCAAUUCAGAAUAAAUCACGCAAAAUGAAUCAAAAUCGCGAGUUACGUGACACAUUACGGAAGAAAAUAUUGAAAGACCUUUGGGAUAAACUGAUGGAGGAACAAGAAGAUUAUUUCAAGCAUGAUUUCAUGGAUAAAUUACAGCAACAAAGCAUGUACGAGCAGAAAAUCACAACGUGUUUGAUGAAUGUGCGAGAAAAACGACAUGAAAUCCUCGAGCAGAAGAGAGAAAUGAUGGAAUAUAUUCGUGAUCAACACGAGGAAGCAAUGUAUAGUGAGAUAUUAGGUGAAGAGAGCAAAGAAAGCCAAGAACGAUUCAAAUAUUACAAGGAAAAGACAAAAAAACAAGAAUUACACGAAAAAAUGUACAAAAAGAAAAUGGAACGUGCGAAAGCCCAGGCUGAACAGGAAGUCGAUAAUAUUAUGAAAGAUAUUCUGGAUAUAGCGUUUUAUAACAUCGAUUACAAAGCGAAUAAUUGUGAGCCUGUACCAAGAAGAAAACGUGAUGAUUUAGCACGGUUAUUCAUUGCACAACAACCCAUCUUUGAUGUACUUCAAGAUGUCUCUGAUAUUAUCUCUUCGGAACCAUAUUCUUCUAGUAUGACAAAUGAAGAUGAAGAAGAUGAAGUUGAACCUAUAACUGUUCUGGAACUAGACAGGCAAAACGCAAUGGAUGAGUUGACUUUUGAAGAUUACACGAAUUACAAAUGGCCGUGGGAUUACAACUCAUGGAUGGAAUACAAAGAGAACACAGAAAUGAUUCUUGGAUUGAAUGUGAUCGGACAUGUAGUCAAUCGUAUUCUAUCAGCGAAUAAUUCCAGGAAUUCAGUUUUGAAUAUGCCAGCAAUACCAAAAACAAACAUUGCUGUUUGUUUAGACGGGUUGCAUAACUUGGAGUAUAUACCAGCAUUGGAACAACUUCUACAAGCGCGUAAAGUGAAGAUUAUUCAAAUGACAGAUGCAUUUGAAUAUUGUCUUAAUGUGUUUAAGAAAGAGUCAACUGAGGAGUACUUUGAUGGUGUGUUUGAUAAAGCUACAGAAGAAGGAUUAAAAGUGAUUGAUAAAGAAAAGAAAGGUGCGAAUAAAAAGUCGGUAAAGAAGGGAUCCAAACAAUUAGUUAAAAGUUUGGAUAAAGAAGAGAAAAAACAAAAGAAAGUAAAAUCUGUUGAUGAUGAACCACCGGCAUUGCCUGCUUUUGAAGAUAAAAUAAAUCAAACACCAAAUUUAUUUCCUAAAGAUGAAGUUGUGUUGAGUGAUGCUGGUAAUGUCGGUAAAACAUUGUUUGAGGUUAUGAACCUAGGUGGCGCUCCAUGUGAAUCUCUCAACGCAGCUGCUUUCGUUGAAUAUUUGAAGAGUUUAAAUUUUAACGAAAUAGAAGGAUGGGCUUUGAUUAAUUAUCCACAGACAAUUCAACAGGCGAUUAUUUUAGAAGAAACUUUAUCUGGUAAAAGAAUACCUGUUGAAUUAUCACAAUUUCCCACGGAUAAAAUCUCUGAUUUGGUUAAUAUUGAAAAUCAUCCAGGUUUACCUGAUUCCACAAAAGACAGGAAAAAAUCUAAGUUGUUUACGAAUUCCCCUGGGUCUCUUGAUGAUGAUUUAGACUAUGAUACUUUUCUCACUGCUUUUAUAGAAUUGAGAACUGCUGGUAAAGAUGAUCCUGAUGAGAAAGCUUACGAAUGUUUCAAGUCACCGGAAAAUACAGUUGCGUUAUGUCAGUUUUAUCAAAACCAAGGAUGUAAAUAUACACUGGUUUAUGAAACCAUUGAUUUUUCUACAAUUAAACAUUUAGGAAAGUUGAUUCUGGGUGAUUAUUCAAUGCCACCGAAAGAUUCAGUCACUUUAUUCACUGAUACAGUGCAUUAUGUUGAAGCUAACUUUGACGAAAUCGUCACAAUUCCCACUACAACUACAAAUGUAAUCAAAGAAGGUGAGAAGAAAAAGAAAAAGAGUACAACUACAAAAUCAGAAGCAAAACAAGAAAAAUCCACCAGAGGCUCAAAAGAAACGAAAAAAAGUUCUAAACCCAAAGAGAAAAAAGCAAAAGUUGAUGAAAAAGCCAAAAAAUCAAAAAAGACAAACAAAGAAGCACCGGAAACUGUUGUGGACAUGGAAGAUGAAGAAACACAAAUACCUACUCCACUUCCCGAACCGGAAGAAGUUGAAGAACCUUAUCAAUCACCUGCGCUUCCAGGUGAGGCUCAUUGGAAGUACCAUGAUUUACCAAUUGUGGCUUAUUAUGAAAAUGCAUUAGCAACUCUUUGGGAGAACAUUGAAGCUAUCUACAUCAAUGAUAUGAUGCAGUUGUUUUUCCGUCGGAGAAUCAUCAUGGAUGCCUUGAUGCCGUAUAAUUUUUACGUGAAGAAAAACUUAUUAGAGUUUAUUGCGCGUCCGGAUACUAAACAAUCUUACCUUACUGAUUUUCAAUUGAUUUAUAAUGAGUUUGAAGAUGAUAUGAGAGAAGAUGAUGAAGUGAAAGCGGAACUACACAUGCGCAUUGAAGAAUUUCGUGAGAAACUUUGGAAGAUUUGCGAUGCGCGAAUGAUGGAAAAUGAAGCUGAACGAGUACGAAUUGUAAAAGAAAAUUGGGUGACUACUCAAUUAAUGGAAUUGUGUAAUAUUUACAUAUCUUUUCUUCAGUUGGAAUUGGAUAGAUCAACUGACACGUGUUUGAUGUUGGUGGAUUAUUAUACAGCGAUGAUUACUGGGUUGCCUAACUUAAAUGUUCAAAUAGAAAAAAUCAAAUUGAAUAUUAUUCCUCUUCCUGAGAAUAUUGAAGAUAUGGAUCAUAUUGCACCGUUUGUGGAGUUUACUGAAAAAGCAUUGCAAACACAGAAGAAAACUGAUUUUACAAACGUCAAAAAUAAUCCAUAUGUAAAUAAACUUAAGGUUACUUUAGACAAUGGAUUUAAAAACUUAGAAAACAUUUUCAAUGAGUGUAUGAAGAUUUAUAACGAUUUAGAAGCAAAGUUUAAUCCUAAAAAUGGCACAAACAAAAAGAAAAAGACUGAUAAAUCAACUAAUAAGAAGAAUACCGGAAGUGAUACACAAAUUAUUGAACCAGAUGAAGAUGUCAAAAAUUAUUCUUCAGAAAUUCUCCGAGAAUUCCAAGUUGCUUUUAUGGGUGAAUACUACAGAUGUAAAUUACGAUUUGAAAUCUUACAUCAUGCAUUCCAGGAAGAAAUACAAGAUAUGUUAGAGAAAGGUAACAACAGUUUCAACACCCUGUAUAAAUUCAUUGAAGAACGUUACAAAGGAGAAAUCCGUGCCGUGGAACAAGCCACAACGUUAUUAAAACGUGCUGUUGAAGAAGAAAUCGCUAUUCAACCGGAAAUGCUACUAGAAAACGACAAAUUCUUUGUAAAAUUAGGUUCUCUUAUGUAUGAAUCACCUCUGCCUGAUGAAGAUGAUCUGCCUAUUCGGGAACCUGAUAAUGACGAGUUGUUUAACAUUUCGCAAUUAACGAGAAUUGCUGAUGUCCUCUUCCGAUUAGCUCCAAAGGGAAUUAUUCCUACAAAAGCUUUUACUUUUCUUCUACAAGAAUUUUUAGUUUAUCGCGGGGAAGAUGGCCUGGAAGACUACGUCCCCAAAAUAUGGAAGAAACUACCACCGUAUAAAGUCCAACGUUUAAUUACAGAAAUAUUCGGAGAUACAGAAUAUCUUGACUGGAAAGAUUUCAUCAUUUACUGUUUGAAUAUUCGAUUUCCUACUGAGAAGGAAGUGCUUGAAAUACGCCAACAAUUUCGCAGUUUGGAUCCGGAUAUGACUGAAUUGAUUCAUGAUCAUCAAUAUGGAUUGAUACAGUUUUGGUUUGAAGAAGAUAUUAUGCAACCUAGGUUGAAAAACUUACGUGAAUUGCUUUUUAAGUUGUUUUGUGUUGGUUCGCGUCUCAACUACACAGCUUUACUGUUAGUUUUCUGUAAAGAUGCUGAUCCUAUUAUAGGAUUGGUGAAAGCUAUUGAAGUAUCAAUAGGGAAGUUAAUAAUGCAUAAUGAAGAACAAGGUUCUUUGCGGUAUGCAAAAAGUUUGAAACAAAUCAUGGCGCGUGAGUUAGACACUAUCUCAAAACAAAAUAAUCGUGCUGAGAGUAUUUCACAAGCAGUGAUUGACAAAUUGAUUGAUGAUACUAUACAUUGUACAAAUAGUGUUGUAUUGGAGGCGUUGGACAAUGACGAUGCAUCUCCAUUAUGCUCACAUGAUAUUGUACAAUAUUUAAAUGAAUCACGAAUAUCUUCUACAAAAUAUGAAGAAAAUGGUUUUGAGAAACCUACCUCGUCGGUGAGUGACUACGAAUACGCCGGGGAUACCAGUGUGGACACUUCAGGAUCACAAGCACACAUAGCAAGAGAACCAAUUGAAUAUCAAGUCAGUUUUGACGUGCUCAUCAAUAUUUUCACAGUGAUGAUUCCCUGGUUGCAUAAAGUCAGAUCGUUCGGUGAGAUGACAUUUCACGAACGCUUCGCCAUGUUAUACAACUCUUUGAUCAACGAAGACAUACGGGUUGCCUACAUUUAUCAGAUUUUGAUCCACACUGAUUUCCUAGCGAUGUUUAUGAAAUUUUACAAGUUUUACGAUCGGCGUUUAGUGGACAUUGUCAGACAUUUGUUGGAGUCUGAUUAGUUAGAUGUAAAAUCAACAAAUCAUUGUUCUUCCUUAACAUUAAACUUAAAAUGAACUAAA